CUUGUUAUCAUAUCUUUUUUAAUCUUUUUUUUCUUUCUUUCUUUCCUGACCUAAAUGGCUGAUGAAAUGUCAGAGGAACCAAAGAUUACGUUGAGGCUUAUUAUUGAUGAAGCAAAGAACAAGGUCGUUUUGGCCGAGGCUUGUAGAGAUUUUGUUGAUGUUCUCUUCAGCCUAAUGACACUGCCAAUGGGCACCAUUGUCGGAUUGCUUAAGAAGCAUCAAAAUUCCGAGAUUGGAUGUUUCAGCAACCUCUACAAAAGUGUUGCGGACAUGAGCAUUGACAGUUUCAUGACUGGAGCUUGUAAGCAGAUGUUGCUUAAACCAAGGAGCGUGAAGGAGGCCUAUUGCAAAAGGCUUAAGCUCAACCUAAACCCAACUGAUGACCACCUCAAGUACUUUAAGUGCCCUUCUUUCUCAAGCUGCAACAUGUGCAGUGAUUUUAGUGGCUCUGAUUGCGCUUGCGGAAGGUUGAUGAUCCACUAAAUCGAGUUGACUGAAGAAGAAGAAGAUGAGAUACAAAAUGAUGUUGAUGGAGUAUUUGUAAGCGGCAGGUCUUCCUUCAUCAUCACCGACGACUUGAAAGUGUCUGUUGAUUCUACUGGUCUUGUCUUGAAAACUCUCAACAGUCUAGGCUGUUCAGAUGUUAGUAACCUUGGGGAACAGCUUCUUGAUAUUGGUCUCAACGAGAUUAUGUGUCUUCUUGAGUGUGUCUUCUCCUCAAAUACUCCCUUGACAGACGCUCUCUUGAAGAAGCAAAGUCCACAAGACAUGACAAACAUGCACAAACUGUCGACUCCAUCAUGCCUGGAGACAAAAACAGACGUAUCAGAAUCAGAAUUUACUAUCGAUGCCAUAGUGAGGAAACAGGACAUGAAGAUUCUAUAUGUUGAGUGUGGAGAAGACUUUGUUGAUCUUCUCUUCAGUUUUCUCGCUGUCCCUCUUGAGUAUGUAUGCGAUACCAGUUUGGGAUGCAUCGGAAACUUACGUGGAAGCUUCAAGGAUCUGACUGUUGUUGAUAAAAGGAAAGAAGGGCUAGCUUCCGAAGGUGUGUUGCUUCCUCAUUACUAUAAAUUGCAGAAGCAGUUGUCUGUGAUCACAACUGAAGAAGCACCAGUUUACUACCGUUACAGGAAUUCCAAUCCACGCCAGCCUGACUACAGCUUGACCACAGAUUAUGAUCGGACUCCGCUGUAUCGGAAGGACAGAAUAGUUCAGGUGACUGUGAUUGAUCCAAAGUCUCACGGCAGAGUUCAUCGUCAUCAGUCGGAGAAUGGAAGUGGGUUUGUGAAGAGAGGAACAAGGUUUACAGUUUCAGAUGAUCUGAUGAUCACACCUAGGGGUUGCUUGAGCACAUCAAUGUGCUUUCUGAAGAAGUAUGAGAUUAAGGCAGAUGAUGUGGAUGUUCAAGUGAUAAGAAUCUGUGAAGAAGAGGUUAACAUUUACUUCUUCCUCUAGUAGUAAUACAUUUGAAACUUUUAUUCCUAUAUAUUUAACCAAAGUGUCUUUUUUUUUAAAAAAAAAUAUCAGGUAAUGAAUGUGCUGAGAGCUUCUUUGGGGACAACCUCUGCUUUGAACACUGCACUAUGGAACUUGAUUGCUAAGAAGCCAAAGAUGGAGACUUGAAGAAUCAAACAAUCUUUUGCUAUUUUGUCGUUGGAACAUGUUGUUUAGACUAUUUUGAAUUCCACAUUUCCCUGCUUUUUUUUUAAUUUUCUUUCUGUUGACUUGAGUUUUCAACUUGGCUUUUAAUUUAUGAAACUCGGAGCCUUUUUUUUUUU
Messenger RNA from Brassica rapa (field mustard), 1778 nucleotides. RefSeq lists its product as uncharacterized. The record is from RefSeq and is a predicted model, not a curated record. Lineage: Eukaryota; Viridiplantae; Streptophyta; Magnoliopsida; Brassicales; Brassicaceae.